AUGCGAGUAUUCCUAAUAUUGUGUCCAAUAUUGAAAAUCGUUGAAAAUUGUGCUCCAGUUCUAACAUCACCCUCAAUCUUUGCUCCAGCGCCAAUCCCCUCACCAAUUUUGCCACCAGUAUUAUUUUCCUUGGAUACGCCAAGCAAUGCAGAUUAUGCGGACACUGAAAUGACGAUUCAAAAGUAUGAGAAUUUUAAAAAUAAAAACGUUUGCAAAAAUAUUGCAAGUCGCACGUUUGCCCUGGCGGGAAAACAUAAAGGCUACACAUAUUUUAUGCACAAAGAAUAUAUAAUACAUUGACACAUUUUGUAUAGUUUAGUCAUCUUACUCAAGCGAAAUAAACUUGGGGAUUUUCAAACACGGAAAAAAUUGUUUCAGAGAUACUAUUGUACCGAUUGCGGAAAAAUCUAAACUAUCGUACUCUCUUUUCGAUCUCUUCAGACCACUACAACUAUCAACAGUCGCACCAAAAGUAGAGGUUAGAGAUAUAAUGUUGGGUUUUCCUGUGUUUAUACUUAUUUCAAAUUAUAGAAAAUUGAUAAAAUCACCAUGAACUUGACAAUUUCUCCCCCCGUUCAUUGGACAUAUUGUGAUCCUAUUUGUGGAGUCGGUGACCAAGCUGUCGAUCCGGAUAACUCAUUUGAAAAUGCAAAAGAUGAUGUGCUAGAAGCGGUAAGCAUUUUUUUUUUAAAUUUGAAAUAUAAUAAUUAGUUAACCCAUUUUCAGAUCAGAACAUCGUGCACCAAAUCAUCUGUAAAAUGUGAUAUGUCUUCUGUGAACUUGAAUUAUCAUCCAGAAUCUAUCUUGGUUGAGGAUUUUGGGCCAUAUUUUGAUAUUCGGGGAAACAGAUAUCGAAUCAGUGGAAAAACUGUGGCUUUUAGAAUGAAUAACAUGAAUCCUGGCUCCAUUGAACCUUUCCAAAUACCGGUUAGUAUGUAGAAAUUGUGAAAGCAAGGUUUAUUGAGAACGAAGUUAAUUCCAAAACUUUUUUUUUCAGUAAUUAGAAUUUGAUUUUCUUGAAAGCAAUUUGAUUUUCUUGGAAGCAUGUUUUAAUUUAGUACAACCCCGAUCAAAAUACAUUCCGUGUCUAUUAAAUGUGAAAAUUUAUUUUUAAAAAUUCAGGAUUUCAAUAGCAAAUAUUUGAUUUUCACAAUUUUUCAAAGUAACAUCAUAGUUCAAUGAGAUCAUUUUAUAUUUGUUCUCGCGUGAUCUGGUUAAUUUGGUUAAUUUUCUAGUUUACGGUUAUGAAAAACUCAUGAUAUUUGUUAUGAGCUCCACAGGAAAAUUGUUAUUGACAAAAACAAAGAAAAAUGAUUUCCCUAGUGAUUCAAAAUUACUCACAUUGAAAAUGAAUAUUCGCAAUGUUAUUUUUAUUGUUAAAAAAUGGUGUUUGUUUUCAGCUGAAAAUGGAUUUCACUGUGUUAUCAAGCAUUUCAAAAUCGCAAUCGAUAAAUCUGCAACGUAUGAUUGUCGAUUUUCUGUCGGCUCGGAAAAAUAUGCACACAACGACAACAAAUUUCAACUAAUAAUAAUAAUCCUAAUUAUCGUUUCGUUUUUUGUGUUGUUCUUCUUGAAUUCCACAUUUCCACACGAAAAUCGCAAAAAUGUUUUCUUCCUUGAAAUUUUUUAUUUAUACACUUGAAAAAAUGAAGAGAGCAAAUAUUAGAGUUAGAAAGUUGGGUGAUGGUGGUGGUAGUAGUAUUUUUUGAUCGACACUGCGUACACAUCAGGCACACACAUACACACACACAUACAAACACAUACAAAAUACACUCUUUUCUAUCUCACAAGAAUUGCGCAAAGUCCUUCAAACACUUCUUUUUUUCUUUUUUUCUUCUUAUGGCGCACUGUCACCCUUCUUUUUUUUUGCUGUGCUGUUGUUAUGUUUUGUUUGAGAAAAUCAAUCAAUAAAACCAUGUGACAACAAACUUCCCUUUUUCUCACCAUAACCAUUUUUUUCUUCGCGCAUUUUGUUUGUUUUUUUUUUCCGAGAUCUUGAGAGAAACUUUUCAUGAUUGUUACACUUUUUGAUUUUGGUAAUUAAUUAGGUUUUUGAUUAAUGAAUCAAAACACACAGACACAAUAUCUGGUUUUUCAAUGAUUCAAUUUGUUAUUCAUUGAAUGAAUUCGUCGAGCCCACUUCCUGUUCAAAUAAAAUUGAAUGAGACUCUUUUUUUUCAUCAAUGAAUCAGUCAAUUAUAAACAAAUUCCUGCACCCCAAAAAUUCCAAUCAAAAAAGCUAAUAUAAACAUUUUUUUUCAUAACAUUCAUCAUAAAAACACUUUUUUUUCCAAAUAGAUAAUAUCUGAACACUGACCUUUUGAUAUCUAUCCAAAAAAAAAUCUCCGUUUUUUCUAAUGUUUCAUUUUUUCUUUUUGUUUGGGUGCACAUGUUUACAUAAGCGCCCAAGGUGAAAUUAAUGAAUGGCAACAUUUUUUGACAAGCUGUCAAUUCUUUUUCUUUUUUCUUCUUUUUCUUUUUCUCAGUUUCUAACUGUAUAUAUUUCUCAUUUUUUUGCGCGGUUUUCUUCUCUUUUUUGUUUCUGCCGUUUUUCACCCUCGCUUUGUAACUGAAUGCACUUUUGAUAAGUACAUAUUUUAUUCGUUUUUGUCCUGAACCAACGGCGAAACAAAAAAAAGAACGGCGUAAUUGUAGACAGAAAGAAGCACAUAUGAUGAAAUGGAACUAGGGUUAGAUGUGAAAAACGCAGCUGGAGUAGGCACACGUUGCAAGAAUAUUAUGAAUUUCAUUCGUCGCGCGCUCAGUUUUGGAGCCAAGGAUCGGAGACAAAGUGAGUUUUGGGGUUUAAAAAGUCGAAUUGUUUGUUGGGACCACGGGGAAAUUUCUAGCAUCAAUUUUUGAGAGGGUCAUAUUGACAAACUUCCACCAGAUAAAUUUCCUUUUUUACCAUAAAUGUUCAAUGCUGGACUUUCGAAAAAUUUCUGGGUGAUAGAAAACCCGGGAUUUGAAGCUCUGAACUUUAUCAGUAUUAUAAUAUUCAUUUUUUUUCAGAGAACUCGACUGAAGAUUUGGAUAUUUCCCUUGACACUGUCAAUCAUGCUUUAUCCAGUAGUUCAGGUAUAAAACUCUCAUUUUUUUACUGAUUCUAAAUUUUUCAAUUAUUUUUCAGCAAGUGAUGGUGCAUCCACCUCAUUCAUCUUGGUUUCCCACGCUCCUUCUGUUUAUGAAGAUCCAUUUGUCGCUGUAUCUGCUGAUGGUUUUAUCCAUAUCAAAUAUUAUUAUGCAUUCAAUGCUAGAAUCGAAUUCCAUAUGGAAGAUGUACAUUCACCACAAAUGGUUAGUUUAAUUCCAAAAUCUCGCCAAAUUCUUUGAAAAAUCAAUUUUCAGCGUCGAUUGAAUCGCGUGGUAGAUGUUCGAAAUAUUACCAAGGUUUAUUACGCGGGCGGGGAAGAAUGCCAAGAUCCUCAAAUUGUGAAAAGUUGGGGAAUGUGUCGAAAUGAUGUUUGGUGGGCUAGCCAUCUUAACAGAACUGAAAAAGGAAACCGGUGCUAUAGCAUAGUUUUGGAGGAUGAUUCUACAAUCCGAGCUGGUCUAUCAGUUCAUAACAUUGAAGCGUUUGCGGAGAGUAUCCAAUGUGUUGGACUCGAAAAAGAUGUUCCAUUUCAACAUGGUCUUCCGAGCCCACCCUUCAACACUUUGGAAAUUCCAUUUAUUGAUGAGGAUGGUGAAUAUAUCCCGUAA
Messenger RNA from Caenorhabditis angaria, 3702 nucleotides. NCBI's taxonomy places the organism in Eukaryota, Metazoa, Nematoda, Chromadorea, Rhabditida, Rhabditidae. The record is from the annotation of a GenBank genome assembly.